Molecule: messenger RNA, 1313 nt
Organism: Sesamum indicum (sesame)
Lineage: Eukaryota; Viridiplantae; Streptophyta; Magnoliopsida; Lamiales; Pedaliaceae
Product: rac-like GTP-binding protein RAC1
Biological process (GO): small GTPase-mediated signal transduction
Molecular function (GO): GTPase activity; GTP binding
Source: RefSeq, a predicted model, not a curated record
AUGCACAUGGGGCUUCGAAUUUGAGCUCCAUUCCAUGUGGGUUGCAUCAUUAUUUAAGAGAAUUAGUUCUACUGAAAACUCUACCAACGCUGCAAAAGAAUCUAAUUUUUGUCCUUAAUGUUGCUUCUUCUAAUUUGAGUUCCAACCUAGUUUUCUUUUUUAAUUCUUGAGUUGAAAUUCGAGAACUCUAGGCUUAGAUCAUCGUUUCUGUAUGUAAUUGGUUGAUUUUAGAGUUGGGUAAGUAAGUUUUAACAACCAGUCAAAUUUAGUAAAACAACUUUCAGCUAAAAGUGCACCCCACCCCACCCCACCCCCUACAAGCCCAAGAAAAAGAGUAGAAAAGCUGUCGUAAAGUUGGUCUUUUUGCCAGCAAAGUACAGGCAUUGCAUCUCCUGGUUCCAACUUCGAGGGCCACAGCCACAGGAAAAAGGGAAGAUUUGGCGAUCUUUGAAGAGUGCUGCAAAUGAGUGCAACAAGAUUCAUAAAGUGUGUGACUGUGGGUGAUGGAGCUGUUGGGAAAACUUGCAUGUUGAUUUCUUAUACCAGCAACACCUUUCCUACGGAUUAUGUUCCAACUGUUUUUGAUAACUUCAGUGCAAACGUAGUUGUUGAUGGGAGCACUGUCAACCUAGGAUUGUGGGAUACAGCGGGUCAAGAGGAUUACAAUAGAUUAAGACCCUUAAGCUAUCGUGGAGCAGAUGUUUUCCUUCUUGCAUUUUCUCUCAUUAGCAAGGCCAGCUAUGAAAACAUUGCAAAGAAGUGGAUUCCGGAGUUGAGGCAUUAUGCUCCCGGUGUUCCAAUAAUUCUCGUUGGAACUAAGCUUGAUCUUCGAGAUGAUAAGCAAUACUUUAUCGAUCAUCCUGGAGCCGUUCCAAUUACUACAGCUCAGGGAGAGGAACUCAAGAAACUGAUUGGAGCUCCUGUUUAUGUCGAGUGCAGUUCAAAAACACAACAGAAUGUGAAGGCAGUGUUCGAUGCAGCUAUUAAGAUAGUGUUGCAACCUCCAAAGCAAAAGAAGAAAAAAGGGCGCAAAGCGUGCUCCAUUUUGUAAAGUAAGCAAGAAAGGGAUUAUUCUUAGAGGUCCGAGGGCCACCACCAAGAAGCUUGUCCAACAAUGAGAUAAGCCGAUGCUCCUGUAAGAGCAGCUAGUCCCUAAGUAGGUGUAUUGCUGAGGCAUUGUAUCUUCUUUUUCUGUCUUGUUUCGCCCUCUAUUCAGAUGAUGAUACUACAUCACUCAUUACCCUUCUUACUAAUACGCAUCUAACGGUCUGCGGUAUGCUUUUGAGUGUUCUGUUUGACCUUUUUUCUUUUCA